This is a messenger RNA of Mesorhabditis spiculigera, 477 nucleotides long. NCBI's taxonomy places the organism in Eukaryota, Metazoa, Nematoda, Chromadorea, Rhabditida, Rhabditidae. The record is from the annotation of a GenBank genome assembly.
AUGCGGCCAAUCCUGAUCAUUUCACUGUUUGCGGCCACCAUAUCCAGCCAUCGUCUAUUCUAUAUCCAUCGCGGAUCGGAGCAUUACAUAGCCACCGAGAACGUGCCCACGCAAGGUUACAUGAAGAUCGACGAUGAGAAAGCCCAACUCUUCAAACGAGUGUGGCUAUUCCGAUCGACGGAACUCAAGGUAGAUGACACAUUGGAGGUCACCGCGGAGCACAAGCAGCCGACAUUCUGUCUUUGCAGGAACGCUGCGACAAAUUACCUGGACCACCUGUUGGAUGACGGAUUGCUCACAGUUCAUUGCGAGCGAACAACUGGCAAGCAGCCUAAAAGCUGGACACAGGACCCGGAUACGAUAGCCAUGUGCGUGUUGUGUUUCGGCAUCGGGAUCCUGGCCGGCGUGGCGGUGAUGAUCAGUGGGGACCACGAGACCCGAUCGGCCAAAAACAAGACCAAGCAGCAGAAAUCGGCC